Molecule: messenger RNA, 2300 nt
Organism: Trifolium pratense (red clover)
Lineage: Eukaryota; Viridiplantae; Streptophyta; Magnoliopsida; Fabales; Fabaceae
Product: UDP-glucuronate 4-epimerase 6
Exons: 1
Coding region: 583-1938 (451 amino acids)
Source: RefSeq, a predicted model, not a curated record
AAAGACUUUUUAAAUAUUUUAUUUAAAGAAUAAUUUAUUCAAAAAGUAAAAUAUUAUAAUUCCCAAUACAUUGACUUUACGAAAUAUCAUGAAAAUUUCAUAAAAACUUACUAUUUAAAGUGCUUAAGAAAUGGCACGGGACACUGUUCCUUAAGUUAAUUAGAAAUAUAACAAGUGAUUUUAAGCUUAAUUACUCUACUAGCACUUUCCAUGAGAGUGUGUGUGAAGAGUUAAGAAGAAAAAGAAAGUGGUCUCCAACCAACACCAACCCAUCUCUGUCUCUCUCUCUCUCCAUAGUCCUUUCCUUUAUAUUUAUAAAAUCCCCUCACACACCCUUGAAACUUCAGGGCUCAACCUCAAAUCAGCUCUCACAAACACAGAAACCCACACAUUUUAGAGGUAACCCCUUUUUAGAACCUUUGAUCAUAAACAAAACAAAACAAAAACAACACAAUUUGUUCUAUCCAACACAACCAACACUGACAUCAACGCCAAUUUCUUAAUCCCCAAAUCUCAAACCAAUCAAUCAUAAUCCAUAAUCCAUAAUCCAUUUUGUGUUACAGCUUUUUUCACUUUCUCAAAAUGGCUUCUCCACCAGACACAAGCAAAACCAUUAAACUUGAACGUUACAACAGUUACAUAAGAAAAGUUAACAGCACAAAACUCCUUAACGCUUCUUCAAAACUUCUCUUCCGCGCCACACUCUUAAUCGCUCUCGUUCUCGUUUUCUUCUUCACUUUCAAUUAUCCACCACUCUCCGACACCACCAGCCACCACUUCCACACCCAUUCCCACUUCCUCACCUCCGCAUUCGGCGGAGGUGGAGCAUGGGAACGACAAGUCCGUCACUCCGCGACUCCCCGCCGUCCUAACGGUUUCACUGUCCUUGUCACCGGCGCAGCCGGUUUCGUCGGUUCUCACUGUUCCCUCGCUCUUAAAAAACGCGGCGACGGCGUUUUAGGUCUUGAUAAUUUCAACAACUACUACGAUCCGUCGUUGAAGCGUGCACGACAAGAUCUACUAUCUCAGCAUCAAAUCUUCAUCGUCGAAGGUGACUUAAACGACGGACCGUUGUUAUCGAAACUCUUCGACGUAGUUCCGAUAACUCACAUCCUUCAUCUCGCAGCACAAGCCGGAGUUCGUUACGCAAUGCAAAAUCCACAAUCAUACAUCAAAUCAAACAUUGCAGGUUUCGUGAAUCUUCUAGAAGUUUCCAAAACCGCGAAUCCUCAACCGUCGAUUGUUUGGGCUUCAUCAAGCUCAGUUUACGGUCUAAACACAGAGAAUCCAUUCUCAGAACUUCACCGAACAGAUCAACCGGCGAGUCUCUACGCCGCAACUAAAAAAGCCGGCGAAGAAAUCGCACAUACUUACAAUCACAUCUACGGUCUCUCCCUCACCGGACUCCGAUUCUUCACCGUCUACGGUCCUUGGGGAAGACCAGACAUGGCGUAUUUCUUCUUCACAAAAGAUAUACUCCACGGAAAAACGAUCGAUGUUUAUCAAACACAAGACGGAAAAGAAGUGGCGCGUGAUUUCACAUACAUCGAUGAUAUAGUGAAAGGAUGCGUCGGAGCUUUGGACACGGCGGAGAAAAGUACAGGAAGUGGCGGAAAGAAAAAAGGACCGGCGCAAUUGAGAAUUUACAAUCUCGGAAACACGUCGCCGGUGCCGGUGGGGAAACUUGUAACGAUUCUGGAAAAUCUGUUAACAACGAAAGCGAAGAAACACGUCAUCAAGAUGCCGCGAAACGGUGACGUACCGUAUACGCAUGCGAAUGUUACAUUGGCUUAUAGAGAUUUCGGGUAUAAACCAGUAACGGAUCUUUCAACGGGUUUGAGAAAAUUCGUGAAAUGGUAUGUUCGGUAUUAUGGAAUUCAGCCAAGGUUAAAAAAGGAAAAUCGUAUUGAUAAUGAACAACCCGAUGAUUCCGCUUGAUUGAUGUUAUGUUAUUAUUCUACUUCACAUCACAUGCCUCUCAUUUUCAGAUUAAAAAAAAAAUGGAAAAAAAAGAAGGUUCUCUCAUUUUUCUUGUUUUUUUUUUGCUUUUGUGGAGUUAUUAAUUUUUGUUGAAAAAUUGUUAAUUAUUAAUUAUUGUGUCGGUGAAAUGUAAUGUAAGAAAAAAAUAUAGAUAUAUAUGAAGAUGGUAUAGAAAGAAGAAGGAUAUAAAGGAGGAGAUCUGUGAGUUGGAGGAAGAAAGGGAGGUGGUGUAAUAAUUAUGGGUGGGGUCUCCUACAAAGGUUGUGGAUCUCAUUCUUUUUUUUUAUUCAUGAUAUGAUGAUAUAUAAAUUUUCAAGAAA